UUAUAGAACAAAAUAAAAAAUUCAAAACAUCAUACAAUAUGGAACAAAGGGAGUAUUGUUUAACAUCCUUAAACGGAAUAUACUCUUUAUAGUAUUCUGAUUCUCUUCCUCUAUAAAAACGUUCCCUCACGACUCACCAGAUCAACCGAGUUGCGAAGAAACUAUAUUACGCACAAUAAUAAAGAGAAUAUUCCGAUGACCGGAGAAUUUGAACAUAAAAAUAACUACCAGAUUUGCGACGAGAUCGGCCGAGGUCGAUUCGGAACAAUCACUCGCUGUUUUUCACCGGUGACUAAAGAAUUCUACGCCUGCAAAACGAUAGACAAGCGCGUGCUAAUAGACGCGCUAGAUCGCGAGUGUAUAGAGACGGAGCCUAGGAUCAUGGCGAUGCUACCACCGCAUCUGAAUAUCGUCAGGAUCUACGAUCUAUUCGAAACAGAGGAUUCUCUGGCGAUCGUAAUGGAGCUAGUCGAUCCGCCUAUGACGAUAUACGAUCGGUUAAUCACCGCCGCCGGGCGGUUAUCCGAAUCAGAAGCCGCCUCAUACGCCAGACAAAUCCUCGGCGCGCUAGCUCAUUGUCACCGGUACGGCGUCGUUCACCGGGAUGUAAAACCGGACAACGUUUUAGUGGAUAUCGGAAGCGGUGGCGUUAAGCUAUGCGAUUUCGGAUCGGCGGCGUGGCUAGGCGGAGAGAAAACAGAGACGGCGGAGGGAGUCGUGGGGACACCGUAUUACGUGGCGCCGGAGGUUGUUAUGGGGAGGAGGUACGACGAGAAGGUGGAUAUAUGGAGCGCCGGCGUGGUUAUCUACACGAUGCUAGCUGGAGAGCCACCGUUUAACGGCGAGACGGCGGAACAGAUCUUCGAAACGAUCCUGAGAGGGAAUCUGAGGUUUCCACCGAAGAAAUUCGAAUCGGUAUCAGCAGAAGCGAAGGAUCUGUUGAGGAAAAUGAUCUGUCGCGAUGUUUCCAGGAGAUUUUCCGCAGAAGAUGCUCUUCGUCAUGCAUGGAUGGUGAACGUUGGAAACUUCCAAAGCAAUUAAUUGAAGCUCUCUGGUUUUCGAUAAUGAGUAGAGUGUAAAUUAGAGUUAAGAGUGAUGGUGUGUAUAUAUGCUCAUCCGAAUAGUCAAACGUUGCUGUGUUUGGCUUUGUCAUUCGAGAAAGUAGCUUGAAAAUAUUUUGUUCAAAUUAAGGGCUAAUGCUGGGCCCAUUUAACUGGACUUUAUCUCUUUUGGGCUAGUUUUAUCAAAUUCCGGGUCCAUUUCCAGGCUAAUCAUAUAAAAGGCUGUUUAUAAAAGGGACGUAAUAUAUUAUAUGCG
Molecule: messenger RNA, 1317 nt
Organism: Thlaspi arvense
Lineage: Eukaryota; Viridiplantae; Streptophyta; Magnoliopsida; Brassicales; Brassicaceae
Source: the annotation of a GenBank genome assembly